This is a messenger RNA of Rhodofomes roseus, 3277 nucleotides long. RefSeq names its product isoleucyl-tRNA synthetase. Gene Ontology annotation, cellular component: cytosol. Gene Ontology annotation, biological process: isoleucyl-tRNA aminoacylation. Lineage: Eukaryota; Fungi; Basidiomycota; Agaricomycetes; Polyporales; Fomitopsidaceae. Gene Ontology annotation, molecular function: aminoacyl-tRNA deacylase activity; isoleucine-tRNA ligase activity; tRNA binding. The coding region runs from base 77 to 3193 and encodes 1038 amino acids. The transcript is spliced from 17 exons. The record is from RefSeq and is a predicted model, not a curated record.
GCUGUGUUUCCGUUGCUCGCCACGAAGUCUCUGCUUGUGGUCGCUCUGCUGCUCAUUUGGAACAUAGUGGAGGGACAUGAGGACGUCGCUCCAAUACGGCCCAAUAGCAUGGAAGACUUGGGCUAAACACUCAUCGAAGCAGACAGUAUGGCGGUACUUCUCGGGCGCAACCGCCUGUUCGUCUGGUGGCAAGGCCUCGCUCAGCAGUGACACCACCUCGUAUACGGACACCUUGUUUUUACCAAAAUUCAAGCUCGGACAACAUAUGGUUCCAUCCACGUACGCAAGGUUACAGGACCGGACUUGUGAUGCGUUAUACCGGCAGCAGUGGAAACAAGCCGACAACCCGCUUUUCGUCCUGCAUGAUGGUCCACCGUAUGCAAACGGCGACUUACACUUAGGUCAUGCGCUCAACAAGAUCCUAAAGGACAUCAUCAACCGGUAUCAUGUGUUGUUGGGACAUCGCGUACAUUACAUCCCGGGAUGGGACUGUCAUGGGCUACCGAUCGAGAACAAAGUGCUGCAGAAACUGAAAAAAAGCGCGGAGGAAUUGACCCCACAGGCUAUACGAGCAGAAGCGGAGCGAUUUGCCAAAAAAGAAGUUGCCGCGCAGCGAGACCAGUUUCGUCAAUUUGGCAUUAUGGCAGAUUGGUCGCCGGAGUCGACGUAUCGUACAAUGGAUCACGACUACGAGAUGCGGCAAUUAAACAUAUUCAAGACCAUGGUUGAGAAAGGGCUCAUUUACAGGCAACUGCGACCGGUGUACUAUUCGCCAUCCUCACGUACGGCGCUGGCAGAAGGCGAACUGACUUACAACGAGAAGCACCACUCGCACGCAGCCUACGUCGCCUUCGAGUUAGACCCGGAUAGCCCGAACAUGAGCCCUACCCUGAAAGCCCUCGUCAAUGGUCAACGCAAGGCGCGUCUUCUGGUCUGGACAACGACGGCAUGGACGCUGACAGCGAACAUGGGCAUAGCCGUCAAUCCGGAUAUGAUGUACAAGGCCGUAGCCACGAGUGACGACCCCAUUGCUCCCGUAGACAUUUACGCCGUCGAUCGCGAAACAGCAUUGGUGAAGAGCCUGGGGAUGACGUACCCGAACAUCCCUGUGGCUGAGUUUCCAGGGUCACAUCUUGUCGGGGCUACCUACCGUCCAUUGUUUGCCUCACUCAAUGAAGCUGAUCCUGUCAAGUCGUUACCCGUCAUUCCUUCCUCGCACGUUACCCCAGACGCCGGAACAGGUCUCGUACACUAUGCCCCGGCACAUGGUGACGAGGACUACAAUGACUUCCGCUCACUUGGUCUACUGUCGUCGGCGGCGGACACUUCGACAUCAGGUCUACUGUGCCACGUGGACGUGACUGGCUGCUUCAGCGAGAAUAUCGCGGACGUCGUGGGGUCUAAGGCUGCAAAGGAACUGAUCGGGAAGGAAGUCCUGACCAGUGGUAGCAUGGCAAUCGUGGACCUGCUAACGGAAGUUGGUGCUCUGCGGAAGCUGCAACGAAUUAAGCAUAGCUACCCGUAUGACUGGAGAACGGACCAACCCAUUAUCAUCAUUGCAACGUCGCAGUGGUUCGCCAACACCGAUCAGAUUAAGGAUGAUGCGCUCGCAGCCAUAGAGGGCAUCUCAUCCCAUCCCGCAGGCUCACAUAAUCGAUUGGCAAUAGACGUCCGCCAACGCUCAGAAUGGUGCAUUUCGCGGCAGCGUGCGUGGGGCGUACCUAUACUCUCCUUACAUCACAUACCAUCAGGCCGCGCGGUGCUCGACGGAGAGAGCCUCAAGCAUAUCCUCAACAUCCUCCAGGAGAAACGCACCAGCUACUGGUGGGAAGGCCCCGUAGCCGAGUUCGUCCCACCCUCGCUGCGUGACGGUAUGGACGACAAGCAGCUGGAAGAGACCUGGCAUAAAGGUACGGACACAAUGGACGUCUGGUUCGACAGCGGCUCUUCGUGGUCGAUGCUGGAAGGUUUGUACGCGGACGGGACGGUCUCUGUCACUGGCAGGCGAUCUGGCGCAGAUGUUUGCUUAGAGGGAAGAGAUCAGCACCGCGGAUGGUUCCAGAGCCAGCUGCUCACCGCCGUUGCGACUGCCCCAGAUGCAGAGGGGAAGCAACAGGCCCCUUACUCUACCCUCAUCACGCACGGCAUGACUAUCGAUAAGCGCGGGAAGAAGAUGAGCAAGUCGCUGGGGAACGUCAUCAACCCUAUGGACAUCAUCCACGACGGCGCGGAGAAAGGCAAACUCGAGUUUGGCCCGGAAGUGCUCCGACUCUGGGCUGCCAACGUCAAGUUCACCGAAGAUAUGCCAAUCCACCUUGCAGUGCUGCAACAAUGCCGUUCAAUGUACAUGAAGACACGGAAUACAAUGCGCUUCAUCCUCGGCUUGAUGGAGGAUCCGCCUUCCUCUGAGAAGCUCGAACGCGAUCGUCUGGGGCUGCUUGAACGAUACAUUAUGCACGAACUAUGGAAAUUCGAGGAUACUGCUUUGAAGAGCUACGCAAGCUACGAUUUCGCUAGAGUGGUCAGCUCCGUUUCAGAUUUUCUCAUCACCAAGUUGUCGCCUAUCUAUAUAGACGUAAGGAGGGACAGUCUCUACGCAAAUGCAAGGGACAGUCCGGAACGCCGUACAGCAAUUGCGGUACUGGCCCAGGUGCUCGACACGAUGACCAACGUUGUGGCACCCAUUUUGCCUUAUCUCGCCGAGGAGGUUCAUGAGAUCUUCUGUCCUGAUGGUGCCUCCUUCUUCAGCAAGAAUUGGACACCUCUGAGUGCGCAUUGGAAUGAUCCCGAGGUCGACUUGCAGAUGGGACAACUUUUGCACGUGCGCGCGCAAGUUCUGUCUGUCCUAGAGGAGGCUAGGGAGGCGAAACACUUGCGCAGGUCCCCAGAAGCAGACGUCUACCUGACGCUCCCGAAUGAUGUAUCGUCCGAGACUCGUGAUGUCAUUGACUUGAUUCAGAGCCAAGUUAAAAUGCUUGGAGAAAUAUGCGUUGUGUCCAACCUAUCAUUGGAUACACAGCCAUCUCAUCAGCCAGCCUGGCAGUACGUGAGAACGCGAGAACUACCAGGCGGUGGAGAAUUGGGCAUCACCAUCCGCCCAUCUUCCCUGCAUAAAUGUCCUCGCUGCUGGCUGCAUACUAGCGAGGAAGACGGCAUAUUGUGCCGUAGAUGCUCAACAGUCGUUUCGCGUUGAAUUCCAAGUCUGGAUAGCAUAUCUGUCGUCAUUCACAUGGUGUCGUAGCGCUUGUCGUUCUUUUAUGGUCGGCAACGGAGACUA